This is a messenger RNA of Rubroshorea leprosula, 737 nucleotides long. The record is from the annotation of a GenBank genome assembly. Lineage: Eukaryota; Viridiplantae; Streptophyta; Magnoliopsida; Malvales; Dipterocarpaceae.
CAGAUCAUCAGCAAAACAGAGUACAACACUGUACGACGCACAAAUCAAAGUUAGCAUCCAUGGCUCUGAGUAGAAGAAUUCACGUUGAAUCCAGAAACCGAAGAGGGUUUUCUCGAUCCACAUGGCCAAGGAAGCAGAAAGAAUUGAGAAUAAUCAUGAAGCCACUGAGAGUGGAGAUGGCGGGGAUCAGUAUAGAUCAGAAACGAAUUAGAAAAGACCAAACAGAAAUACGAGGGAAGUUGGAACAAAUUAAAGAGGAAUGCGCCAGGUUGAGAGAGGAAACGGAGGCGAUUGCGAAGCAGAAAGCUAGGAGUCAGCUUCUGCUCGCUCUUGUAUUCAAAAUCCUCAAGGGUCGUGAAGCAGGGGACUUCGCCACUGCUGCACUGCAGGAGGUGAUUCAGAAGCAAGGAACAAAUAAAGGAAUAGCAGUGAUUGAUAAAUAAAGUCUGAUAUUUGUGCUAAACAAAGAUAUAAUAUAUAGUAAUUAUAAUAAGGUUUGGGAUUUGCUAUUUUUUUUUUUUUUUUUAAGGGACAAACCAAUUGGGAGGGGCGUGAGAGAGAAUGAGGUUUUGUCAAUUAAUGGUCAGUUAAUCUGUAAGGUUUCCUCAAGAUUACAGUACUUAAGUGUGAUUGUAUGUUUUUUUUUGGUUAGGCCUUCUGGUUGUAUGGUGUCAUUGUUCAAAUUCAAAAUUAUAUUAGUGUUGUGAUAUUGUUUUAAUUAAAGUGUUGUAAAUUUG